Molecule: messenger RNA, 1614 nt
Organism: Microsporum canis CBS 113480
Lineage: Eukaryota; Fungi; Ascomycota; Eurotiomycetes; Onygenales; Arthrodermataceae
Product: mitochondrial fusion and transport protein Ugo1
Exons: 2
Coding region: 1-1614 (537 amino acids)
Source: RefSeq, a predicted model, not a curated record
AUGAAUUCGCAUACAGAAGGCCCAAAUCCGCUGCGGCCAUACUAUGUGCCGCCUCCCAUCGGGCUGCCAGAGAGCCAGGUCGCAUCCAAGGUCGUUUCGAGCGCGGCCGCAGAGAAUAUAAGCAGCUUUGGGACGUCUGCUCGGGAUAUAUUGUCUGAUUUCGACUAUGCAGAUUACCUGGGAGACUCCUCGCCGUCGGUGGCAGAGUCCAUCAAGCAGCUGUUUGAGAACGCAGCGUGGCGGUACUCGAGAGUUUUGAUAUCACAGCCAUUCGAGGUUGCGAAGACGAUACUGCAGGUCUACGUUGCUGAAGAUGCAGCUGCUGAGGCGGCAGAGGAGAGGAGAAAGCUGGAGAGACAUAGGAUGGAACAGUAUGAAGAAGAGGAUGUAUACGGUUCUGAUGAUGAAGAUAACUAUUUUACGUCCGCCGCGCCUACAAAUAUGCCCUCUUCGUCGAGAAGCCAUCAGAGAGCUCCCCAGCGGAUAACUGAACGGAGUGGUUAUAUUCCCCAGACAGCACAGCCAAAGUACAUGCUAAAGGUCAAGGACUCUUCGUCGAUGCUGGAUGUACUGUCUCAACUCUGGACAACUAGCGGACCGACAUCUAUAUGGAAAGCAUCCAAUACUACGUUCAUAUACUCGAUACUACUGCCCACAUUAAACACCUUCAUCCGAAGUCUACUAUCAGCCAUCCUAGGCUAUCCAGAAGACUCCUUUUCCUCCUUCCCGGCUGGUGAUAUCAUUACUUCAUCUGCUCCAGGCACAGCUUUGAUACUGUCCUGUCUUUCCUCUGCUCUUUCAGCUAUCAUACUAUCACCCAUUGAUACUGCACGAACAUACUUGAUCCUCACACCACACGGCCACGGCCCCCGAUCUCUGCUCCGGUCAACCAGGCUUCUUCCAAGCCCCAGUUACAUGAUCUCUCCGCACCUCCUACCUAUCACUAUCCUUACCUCCACCCUACCAAAUCUAAUUGCUACCAGCACCCCCCUUUUUCUAAAAUCAUAUCUAUCCCUUGACCCGGUGUUGAACCCGUCCACAUGGAGUCUCUUCAGUCUCAUGGCCCAGAGCCUUGAGCUAACUGUACGAGUUCCUCUUGAAACUGUCCUCAGACGAGCACAAAUAGCAACCUUCACAUCCCCCGCCCUCCGACAGGCAGGCGUAACAUACUCAGCCCCAGCUACGCGGUCACCGACUUCAGAGGGUCCUUCUACUCGAGCAACAAGUUCAAACACCAAUACCCCCUUGCCUACUAUUGUUCCAGCUCCUCAGACUUACAGAGGAAUCAUCGGAACGAUGUGGAACAUUAUCUACGAAGAAGGCACAAAUCCGUCUCUUACAGAAUUAGACACGGUAGAGCAGUUCCUCGGUCAUACUCCCCAGGUAGGCAGAGAGGCUAGCCGGCGAAUGCAAAAACGCCGCAAGGGACAAGGUCUACAAGGCCUGUAUAGGAGCUGGAGACUUGAGAUGUGGGGAAUAGUCGGUAUAUGGGGAUCAGGCUUUCUAGGAGCCUUGAUGAGCGGCGGAGAGGACGAGAUUGCAUCCGACUCUAUGGGCAGGAUGGCCCUUGGAUCGACUGGUGGCCAUGUAGGGACCGAGAAAGGUGCAUUUUAA